Molecule: messenger RNA, 1278 nt
Organism: Colletotrichum fioriniae
Lineage: Eukaryota; Fungi; Ascomycota; Sordariomycetes; Glomerellales; Glomerellaceae
Source: RefSeq, a predicted model, not a curated record
AUGUCGACUGCUCCAGUGAACAGGCAAACCUUCAUUGGCCUGCUCAUCCUUCUCUUCUUCCUGUGGACGCUCUCGACUUUUACCCAGACAACAUCGACAACUCCUACACACAUUACACACGACCAGCAGUCUGCCAAUCCUGUAGGCCAUCCGCAGUACCCGAACAGUAAUAGCAAUGCCGCGGAUAAGCAGAAGCCCGACAAGUCCUCGAAGCCGUCCCACGAUAUUUCAAAACCAGACAAGGCGCCAGAGUACUCCCUUCCGCCAUGGUACGAGGACGACGAAGACAAGGCAGACAAGGCAGCCUCUCAAACGACUGCCAAGGGAGCGAAGGAGACCGCAAGCGCUGCCUCUGACAAGGGCACGAGCAAGAGCUCGUCUGCCUCUACAUCUCUAAAGUCGCAUUCGUCCUCGUCUUCUGCCACCUCGAAAGAAUCAUCCGGCUCCAAGGACCGCAGCCGUCCCCUAGUCCUCUACGCCUACGCCGAGUCCGACGCCGGCCGCGAGAACCUCCAGUUCUUCGUCAAGCAGGGCCUGCACGACGCUGCCGACUUCAUCUUCAUCCUCAACGGCGAGACCAACGUCAGCAGUGUCAUCCCCGAAAAGGACAACAUCAAGGUUGUUGCCCGCGACAACACCUGCUUCGACCUCGGCGCGUACGGCGAGGUGCUCCGGAAAGGAGAUCUGUAUAAGAAAUACAAGCGAUUCAUCACCAUGAACGCCAGUAUCCGCGGCCCUUUCCUACCUCACUGGGCGCAGUCGUGCUGGACUGACAUGUACCUGGACCGUCUCACGGAUGAAGUCAAGCUGGUCGGCAUGACGGCAAACUGCUGGCCCCGAUUCCACGUCCAGUCCAUGAUCUGGGCCACCGACAGCGUAGGCAUCGAUCUGCUCCUCAACCCCCCGCCUGGCUCCUCCGUCAAGGACGACUUCGGCACCGAGAACGACCCCGUCGGCCUGGGCGGCUGCUACGACGGCUGGAAUCACGCUGUGCAUGCCGAGAUUGGUGCUACGGGCACCUUCUUGAAGCAAGGCUACAAGGUGGACCUGAUGAUGACGGCGUUCCAAAAGUCCAAGAACUACAUUGAAGAGUGCGACACGUCGCAGAAUGGUGACGUUCUCUGGAAUGGCAAGUACUUUGGUACCAACGUGCACCCGUACGAGACCAUCUUUAUCAAGGCCAACCGCGACAUUGACCCGACUCUGAUUGAGCAUUUGACGACCUGGCAUCAAGCGUCCGGUUUUGACAGCUAUGCCGCUUGCAAGUCGAGUUCCUAG